AGCAUCAACAACACCGUCUACUGCACCAAUUAUCGCAUUUAUUACAUAUCUGGUAGCUUUUAACAUGAACAACAUCGUUGAAAUCGUGCUUCAAAAUUACCAUGCCCUUGCGACUCGAACUGUCUCUCAGAUGAAAGUCGAUAAGGACGAAACGUGGGCCACUCGUGGUAAAGAAUUCGAUGGGAUUUCGAAUACAAAAAAGGUGGCCAGCAGACUGAGCGGCUGGCGCAUUCUGCAAUAUAUGUUGUUGCAGGGGCCAACUCUUCUUACCUCGAUCGUGAAGACGUUUAUCGCUUGUCUUACAACGAGAUUGAAGACUUGGCUUACUUGUCUGGCUGCUUCCAAGAGCGAGAACAGCCGUCAGCCUCAAGACCCCGAAAUAGGAUUGCAACAAAUGCCAACCUCCUCGACAGCUCCCGGUGAAUCCCAAAUACAUCCUUCUUCGGUGAGAGUCGCUGUCAACAAUCCAGCGACUACCAGUUCGAACUCCGCAACCACUGGUCUUGCAAAACUCAAUGCUACUGACCAGAAGUCACUGACGGAUCUUCUGUAG
Messenger RNA from Hyaloscypha bicolor E, 553 nucleotides. RefSeq lists its product as uncharacterized. The record is from RefSeq and is a predicted model, not a curated record. NCBI's taxonomy places the organism in Eukaryota, Fungi, Ascomycota, Leotiomycetes, Helotiales, Hyaloscyphaceae. Bases 65 to 553 code for a protein of 162 amino acids. The transcript has a single exon.